AUGACGAGGCCGUCACGGAUCAAGUGGAGGAGUGCAUUGGCGGAUUUCAACCGUGCAAGUGAAGUUUGGUCCAGCGAGGGUUGCUCCGUAGUGGAGGUCAACGGCACCAUGCUUCUGUGCGCGUGCAGCCACAUUUCUGUUUUUGCCUCUGCCCUCGGCAGCCCAUCGUUACCGGAGGACGUCUUGUGCCCCAACGUGGCUAUCCUCUCACCUGCAGGCUUCGAAAAGCUGGGCCAGGGCCAGUGGGUGCAGCAGAGGGGCGGGAUCGCGCUCUGGACGCUUCUGACAGUGCACUUGGUCAUCGUCCUGAUGGCCUGCUGGUCCCAGGGCUCUUGGAAGGCCAAGCCGAGCUUCUUCAUGUACACCGACGACUACCGAUCUUGUUCGAGGAAGGUCAUGUUCAAGAAAGUCAUGAGCGCGGGACGGAAGAGCGGCAAGUCCAAAGUGAGGAGUAUGUGCAUUGUUGUAUUAAACGUCGUCUUAAACCUCCAGUUGGAUUAUGGCUAUGAAGAGCUCUGUCAAAAGGGCAUAUUCGACAUAAUUCGAACGCUUAUAUUUUACAAGUUGAUGAUGCUGUGGGUCACUGCCACUAUGGGUUUCUCUGAGCUAGACUCGCGGUAUCUUCGUUACGGCAACGUGGCAAACCUCACGAAAGCCCGGUCAGAUGAUGGCCCCAUCACACCCACUACGGCGAUAUUGGUCGGGGCAGGUCACGAAACAAAUAACAGUAGCUUACAGAGUAUGAACGGCGAAGGUGCAAGUCAAGGCGAAAAAAGACUAAACAAGCACACAGAGCGCACCGCCAACGGCAACGUCAAGGAAGCCUGGACAGAUGUCGCCGGCGACAGCGGCGCAGGGCGCAGCACCGUCCGCCGUCGCCUGAGCCGGGACGGCCCCCCGGAGCUGAGGCGGGCGCACGGCGCCGCCUCGGGGACCUCCGCCGCGCGAGGGCCGCCCAGGAGCACGGGCACCAAGCAGCGUCACGAGUGGGUGAAGGCUUCGGACAGCGGCCUCACCGACGAGUUCGUGGCCAUCCUCAAGGACAAGAGCCGACUGCUCCAGCGCCGUCGGAAUCAAGUGGCCGUCGAGCCUGACCCGUUCGAGAUAAUGACGGCGUCCACGGCAGCGAAAGAGGCGAUCAAGUUCUCUAGGGAGGCGGUGCUUCUCUUCAGGGCGAUCCACCCGCUCUUCAAGCUCUGGCUUGAAAGCAUGACCACGCCCUGGAUCUUCCAGGUCUUGGCAUUGCUUGAUGCCGUGUUCGGCUUUCUCAUGUUUUCGGCAGCCUUCUACGGAACCACCGCUUGCCCCAACAUCCCAGAGUGCGCGGGGCCAGACGAUUCGUUCGGGAAUAUCACCCGAGACGUGCUCGUGUCUUUGGGCUGCACAGUCGUUGGGCUUGCUCCUCUCGUGAUACUGUCCCGGCGAGACCGCAGGAUGGCGCGGUUCAGCACAGAGCGCAGGGUGCGGAUAUUGUUCUGGGUGUGGUUAUUGAAGGACGUCGUUUGCACAGCGGGCGGGCUUGCUUGGUUCGCUUUCUGCGUUUUGUAUAUCAUGAUGUUCCUGGCUAACGUUAGCCAGAAGGAUGCAGACCACUGGCUGAUCAGCUUGGUUAUCCGCUUUGUAUGUACAUGGUUUCUGUUACCACUUGUCGCAACCAUCCUGUGGAUUGCAAUCAUGAGACUAUAUUUUAGCUUUAGCGGGGGACGCUUCAUCGAAAACAACACCAGCGGGAUUUUGAGAGCACUCAAUCGCGGCGGCGUUACCAGGGCUUUGGAGCCUGCGCCGGACGAGCCGCCGAAGAGCAUUCUACCCACAGCCCGUGCCUUUGUGGAUCCUAUGCCGCUUGUGUACCAGGAGAUCAACGAUGAGGACGACAUGUCGCCGAUUGCGGGCGGCGAUGCAGGCGGAGGCGUCGUCCCGCCGCUGGUGCGGGCGCCCCUUGCGGAGACCCUCGACAUGAUUGAGGAGGCCUCCGAGAGCGAGGAUCAUUUCCGGUCGUGGAUCGGCCAGCAUGUGCGGAACCCGCAGGCGGCCAGCUUGCAGGCCGUAGCCAGCGAGCUUCCACCGCACUUGGCUGCAAAGGACACCGGGCUGGCCGACCAGCUGGUGCGACCGAUGGAGCCCGGCCAACGCAGGGCGAGCACGUCCUUGGCCCAGAUCGAACUGGAGCGUCCCCGGCGCAGGUCGAGCAGGCCCCUGACGCAGAUUGAGAAGCUGAGCACCCUGUCGCCGCAGAUGCGGUGGACAGCGACGGUGGACGCCACGCACUCCUGGGUGGACGCCGCGCACUCCUGGGCUCCGCGCGAGCUGACGUCAGAGGCCCCCGCGGAGGCCGUGCUCCCAGGCAUGCCGCCGCCUGGGUCCUAG
Molecule: messenger RNA, 2367 nt
Organism: Prorocentrum cordatum
Lineage: Eukaryota; Dinophyceae; Prorocentrales; Prorocentraceae
Source: the annotation of a GenBank genome assembly